This is a messenger RNA of Chara braunii, 1412 nucleotides long. NCBI's taxonomy places the organism in Eukaryota, Viridiplantae, Streptophyta, Charophyceae, Charales, Characeae. The record is from the annotation of a GenBank genome assembly.
CUCAAGUACUCCUUACGGAUUAUUUGAGAUGUCUUUCAUCCGAAGUCAGGACAAAACUGGUGGACGAAGCCUACGUAGACCAACACAACUUAGCUACUUUCAGCAGGAAGGCCCUAGACAUAGAGGCAAAGCUGGGAUCCGCACAUCAGGUAUCACAUGAUGGUAGGAAGAGACUUCCCCAGGAGUGGAAGAAGUAGGGUCAGUUGAUGUUCGUUGACCACAAUGGUCAAACAACGGAGAUUGACGAUUUCCCAGAUCUUGGGGAGGUGACAGAGCAGGAUGGGGCCAGCGAGACUUUGGAUGGGGGAGUUGUGGCUAUCAAAGAAAAGGCUAGGGGGACCGGGAAGAAGAAGGUAGUACGGUCCACGGGUCAGGGCGACCAAGGAACACCCGCAUGGGUAAAACUUGGUUUAGAGUAUGAGGUGUGGAGAGACAGAGUUGCUCGGGGCACAUGCAUGAACUGUGGCAAUUAUGGCCACACGUCUAGAACGUGCCGAGGCAAGAAAUUCUUGACGAGGGUAGCCGCACCAACGGUGGUGGGACUAUCUUCGAACUCUGGCGGUGCUUCUGCGAGCACUUCGCAGGGAAACACCUCGCGCCAGACCUUGGACGAGGGAGAAGAAAGACGGCUUCGUGCCGAACGUAGAGCCCGUGCUCUAGCAGCAGGACUACAGGAAGCAAACAGAGUAGCAAGAGAGCGGGCAACAGCAGCCAGAGCAGCAGCAAUGGCUAAUGGUACCAGCUCUGCUGCGUCAUCGUCUGCGUCCUCGUCAGGGACUAGUGGGCCUCAGUUGAGAAUGCCUCUGAAUUCCACGUCGGGCACUUUCGGUUCAACAGGGUCUAGACAGUCUUCUAGUCAAAUGGCGGGCUCACAGUUCAGCCCGUUGACUCCAAGUAAGAGGGAGCUCAGAGAGAUCCAGCAGGUCGAAAGGCUCCACCAACAGUUAGAGGAGGAUCUGAAGAAAGCAACCGAUAGAGAAAAAGAGAUAAAAAGUAGAGCAGCCAGACUUGAUACGUUAGAGGCUGACAAGGCUGCGUUAGAGGGAUUGGACGAAUCGAGUUUGUCUGACACCCUGAAAGUGUUGAGGGACAACCUGUUGUCACUGCAUGCGCACGUAGACAGCAGGAUGGACUUCAUGCAAAACACUUUGGACCAGAUCCUGGAUGCAUUGACAAAGCCAGGAUUCCAGCCACCAGCUCAGUCGCCGUUGCCAUUAACGGCGAUGUAGGCCCCUUUGCCGUACAAGCUGGCACACAGCCAAGUGGCACAUCUGCAGCAGCAGCACAGACUGUUGCAUCUUCUUCUUCGGGUCCAGUGGUGAUUGCUGCAUCACCACAACAACCUGUUCAGCCAACUGGACAGCCGCAAGGUCAAUGGUAUCCCAAGACCCCAAUGAAACCGCCUCUUGCCU